This is a messenger RNA of Archocentrus centrarchus (flier cichlid), 2328 nucleotides long. It is a transcript of the gene rtn4r, whose product is annotated as reticulon 4 receptor. Gene Ontology annotation, molecular function: ganglioside GM1 binding; ganglioside GT1b binding; protein binding. Gene Ontology annotation, cellular component: plasma membrane; external side of plasma membrane. Gene Ontology annotation, biological process: positive regulation of Rho protein signal transduction. NCBI's taxonomy places the organism in Eukaryota, Metazoa, Chordata, Actinopteri, Cichliformes, Cichlidae. The transcript is spliced from 2 exons. The record is from RefSeq and is a predicted model, not a curated record. The coding region runs from base 546 to 1946 and encodes 466 amino acids.
CGUGGUAAACGCACACUGGUGCGCACCAGUGCGGCCGAUAACCGUGUUCAUUCCACACACUUUUUUUUUUCUUGAGUGUACUUGGGAAAUAUACAGAGGGGCAAGUGAUCACACUGGAUAUGAUCUGCGAUUUCAAAAGAUGGAUUCAAUACUCGGGUUUCGCCUGUGUCGCUGAUUCUCCACUUCUGCGUUAACACUUUAAGCUCUUCUCCCGAGCUGUUUGCGCGUCCUAUAUUUGGGGAGGUGUCGACUGGUGCGUCGAGUCUACAGAUCCCAAAUUGGAUGUUUAUUGCUGACUGUUUUUGAAUCCCUCGUCCAUAUGACUGAGCCAGGGUGCAGCUGGAGACGUGGCUCCCCACUCGGGAAGACCUACGGCUAAAGUUUGAGGGGUGCAGGGGUGCUUUAGUCUGCCCGUUUCCCACCUUGCACUGGAUUUGCAAGAACCCAUAAAUUGCAAUAAUUAGUGGAUUUCCUACCUGUCUCCGCAUACGUGGGAUUCAUUCUUGGAUUUUAUACAGUCUCUGGAUUUCACCCCCAUCUAAAUCAUGAAGACCGUUAUUGAUGGGGGGCGACUCCUUUUCCUGGUGAUGUGGCUGAACCUUGUGCCUCAAACUGACAGCUGCCCUGCCAAGUGUGUGUGCUACAGAGAACCCAGGCCCACUGUGGCUUGCCAACAACAAGGACUGUUUUCCAUCCCUACUGAGAUCCCAGCACGCAGCCAACGAAUAUUUCUCCAGAGCAACAAGCUGACGGUGGUACGGUCCACCAGCUUCAGUUCUUGCCACAACCUCACUGUUCUCUGGCUGUACUCCAACAACAUCAGCUACAUUGAGGCUGGAGCCUUUUAUGGUUUGGAAAAACUGGAGGAGCUAGACAUAGGAGACAACAGUAACCUCCGCACCAUCAGUCCAACAGCCUUUCGAGGCUUAACUAAGCUCCAUACCCUUCACCUGCACAGGUGUGGCCUGUCAGAGCUCCCUGUCGGGGUUUUCCGAGGAAUGUUCUCCCUACAGUACCUUUAUCUGCAGGACAAUAACAUUUUAACCCUGCAUGAUGACACUUUUCUGGACCUUGGCAACCUCACCUAUCUCCACCUGCACAACAACAAGAUCAAGAUAGUGACGGACAACAUGUUCCGAGGGUUAAUCAAUCUGGAUCGGCUGCUGCUACACCAAAACCGGGUUAUUUAUGUCCAACCCAGGGCUUUUAGUGAUCUUGGUAAGCUGAAAUCUUUGUUCUUGUUCUUCAACAAUCUUACUGUCUUGACAGGGGAGACCAUGGACCCACUGGUUUCCCUGCAGUAUUUGCGUUUAAAUGGGAAUCAGUGGAUUUGUGACUGCCGGGCCAGGAGCUUAUGGGACUGGUUCAAACGUUUCAAAGGUUCCAGCUCUGAGUUGGAGUGCAAUGUUCCUGAGUUCCUGGAGGGAAAGGAUCUGAAACGACUGAAAAGCCAAGACUUGGAAGGAUGUGUGGAAACACCUCAAAUCCAGACCAAUCUCUUUAGCUCGAAGGGACAGCCUGGAAAAUUCCUUUCCACCGAAAGCCCUGUGGGGGACACCAUCCCCAGGUGUUGCCUUGGAGAUAAUGACAAGUCCUCUAUCCUGUCUGGAAAGAGUCACCAAAUCACUAACAAUCUCCCUAAGUCAAAGGAGAACAUGUCCAAAACUAAAUACAAGGAUCAGGAAAGAACAAAAAAUGAGACCCAGAACAAGCAGAAUGACGGACCACUGGGAACCUUGUCGAACACCCUGGAAAAGUCUUUGGAAAACCUAAACCCUGACCUUAUAGACAGUCUGGAAUCCUCCACAGCAUCAAACAAAAAGAAAAAGAAGUGUUCCAAAAGGCCUAAAUCGGACACCCACUGCAUCAAAGGUCAGGGCUCUAAUUUGCAAGUGCUGCACUUUCUGUUCAUUCCCGUGACCUGGAUAUCUCUAGCCAUGUCUUAGAACUCUCGAUUUUCCUCUGAACACUGGACUCAAGAAUGUUGAUGCUCAUGACAAUGAUACAGAAGAUGCAGUGGCAUCUCCAGCUGGCAGUGACUAAAAAGAGAGGAGUCACUCUGACCCAACAUUGCUGAGGACAAACAAUAAUGAAGACCUUAGAGUACAUUUAACAAAAUGGAUGCCUUUACAGAACAUUACAGAUGUAAAUAAUGAAUUGGUGCCCAAAAUUGUUUGUUCUCUAUGUACUCAACUGUACUGUGUCUAAGCUACACUUCGGAGACUCCUCCCUUUCCCUCUCAAAAGCUUUUACUGCUUAGACAGACCACUGAAAGACAAAAAAAAAAAGAUGAAAACAUAAAAAAAAAAAUACACUCAUACAAGAAAU